AUGGCGAACCACCGACGCUCUUCCUCUUUCAAUCCGACGACGCAGGAAGACAAUGCUAUGUUUCUCGAUAUACUGCACGAAGCUCCUCUGUUUGGUCAUCGAGAAUCUAGAAGUCUUUUUGGAAGUUGCAUUUACCUUAUCAUAUUGGCAGGUUAUGCUGUUUUGGCAGCAGGAGCACCGUGGAUACUUCAGCCUGUUGAGUCUCGUAUCCCGUCGCUACUUUGCAGCUGCAAUGUUGCUUUAUUGAUGUUAACAGGUGUGUUUCAGCAGUAUUUUGUCACUCAGGUCCAGAAAAUACGCUUGCAGGGCUAUUACAGUUUCAGCCAGAAAUUGAAACAUGUAGUUCGUCUGCCAUUUGCCAUCAUGGCAUAUGGAACUGCAUCGAUGCUGCUUUUCAUGGUCUGGAGACCAUAUGUCAGUGUUCUUCCAAUUUUAACUGUGCAGAGGUUCAUCAUGACUGUUGAAGCAAUUUCUGCUGCUUCUUUUAUGAUUGUAUUUGUUGGUUAUGUUCGCCAGUAUAACUCAGUGAACUCUCAACCCGAUGUCUUAAAUUCAUUAUAUUCUCCCCUUCAACCAGCUGCUUUAGAAGGAUUGAGAUACCAUGAAGCCGGUCGCCUUUCUGAUCAGCAAAUGGCUCUACUGCAAUAUCAGCGCGAGAAUCUCCACUAUCUAAGCGAAGAGAUUUUGCGUUUGCAGGAGUCCUUAAGCAAAUAUGAAGAGUCCAAUGGUAGUAGCACGCCUCAGGUUGAUCUUGCACAUCUUGUGGCAACUCGAGAUCAGGAAUUACGAACACUUUCUGCUGAGGUGAAUCAACUCCAUUCUGAGCUUACUCUGGCUCGAUCUCUGAUCUCUGAGAGAGAUAGAGAGAUACAACACGUCCGGAAUACCAAUAAUCAGUAUGUGGCAGAAAAUGAGAGGCUAAGAGCCAUUCUCGGAGAAUGGAGUAUGCGAGCGGCAAAGCUUGAACGAGCUCUGGAGGUGGAGAGGAUAUCAAAUCUUGAUCUGCGGAAGAAAGUUUCGGCUCUCAGAGAGCAGAAGCAGAUAUAG
Microthlaspi erraticum is the source of this 1047-nucleotide messenger RNA. The record is from the annotation of a GenBank genome assembly. Lineage: Eukaryota; Viridiplantae; Streptophyta; Magnoliopsida; Brassicales; Brassicaceae.